This is a messenger RNA of Trypanosoma grayi, 909 nucleotides long. RefSeq names its product small GTPase. The record is from RefSeq and is a predicted model, not a curated record. Gene Ontology annotation, biological process: Rab protein signal transduction. The transcript has a single exon. Bases 1 to 909 code for a protein of 302 amino acids. Lineage: Eukaryota; Euglenozoa; Kinetoplastea; Trypanosomatida; Trypanosomatidae. Gene Ontology annotation, molecular function: GTPase activity; GTP binding.
AUGCCAUCUGCGUACAAAGUAGUACUCCUUGGUGAGGGGCGUGUGGGCAAGACAUCGCUCAUCUCCCGCUUCAUCCAUGACGCCUUCGACGCGGAUCAGAGCAGCACCGUCCAGGCAAGCAUGUACACUUGCGCCAGCGUGCCGCUUCUUCAUGGUAACGGUGCGAAAGUGGCGCUGAACAUCUGGGACACCGCCGGGCAGGAGCGCUUCCACGCGCUUGGGCCCAUUUAUUACCGCAACGCCAACGGGGCGUUGCUCGUAUACGACAUCACCGACGGCGACACGCUCGAGAAGGUACGGCAGUGGAUCAAGGAGCUCCGCGCGGUGGUUGGGGACCAGAUUCGGCUCGUUAUCUGCGGCAACAAGACGGACCGUGAGGAGGAGCGCGACGUCACGGAGGAGGCGGCUCAGGCGUUCGCCAAGGCCCACGGCGCGCUGCACUUCUCGACAAGCGCCAAAACAGGAGCGAAUGUGGCAGAGGUGUUCCAAGCCAUGGCGACGGCAAUAGCGCAGGCAAACGGAAUAGUGGCUGGUGGCGGCAGCAACAGCAGCGGUGGUGGGAGUAGUGGCAUUGGUGCGGCUUCUGGUGUGGGCGGUGCCCCCGGGAGACUCAAGCGGCGUGGGCAGCUGCGCAUUGAGAGCGAGCUUCCAGAGGAAGAGGCAAACAAUGAAAACUCAACAACAGCAGUGAGAGGAGGAGGAGGAGGAACGGCCGAGUACGGUAGUGGUGCCCCUCUGCGAGACGGGGCGAGCGGCGCCAGGGUGCUUCUGAAGGAGGACUAUUUGUACAGUGACAGCCUGCGGACGCCCGGGCGGAAGGCGGCGGGGGCGGUGGAUCUACGGGCACCACGACGGCCCGUGGCACAAAAGCCGUCGGAUUCGAGUAGGCAGUCUAGCUGCUGUGCCUGA